AUGGUCCUCUCGUCCAAGGACAACUGCUGGCCAAGCGAGAAUCUGAUUCUCAAAUCUGGGCGCAAGCAUUAUCGCACAAACAUCGCCCCAUGGCAUUGGCAAUUGCGCUCCUUGAUCAGCGCCGAAGGCAACGGCACCCUCUACUUUCCGACUGGCUCCGAGAAUAAUCACAUUACACGACUUGCCACGGAUACUUGCGAAUCCGAGACUAUCCACGUCCUGGGCUUUCCCCCUCGAUGCUUGGCGGCCCAGAGUGGCUGGGUUUGCUGCGGCGGCGAGUAUGGAGAGUUUGCCGUCAUCAAGGAUGCCAAUCAGCAUGGAGGCGACGGCAAUAGGACUCGCACAAACGUCGACGAUGCCCUCAGUAGCAAUUUUCAGUCCCAGCUUCGCUCUCUCGAAUCCCCCCCGGGAAAUGAUACCUCUCUGAGCUCGUCCUUCAGCAGAGAUAUGUUCAAUCUGCUGGAGCAGAGACUCAACGGUCCGGCCAAGUCGUGGACUUCAUCAAGUCACAAGUACGGCUCUGAGCGCGUCAACUGUAUUACAAUAUGGGAACCACCCGGGGCAACCUCGUUAUUUCCGGCACGAGCCGGCCAUUACGGCACGACUGUCGCUGUGUUGUCUAAUAACGAUAAAACCGUCACAAUGGUGGGCUUGCAAGAAUCCGAGUUUCUCGACGAAAUUAAGCUUCCCGACUGUGUGAACCGCAGCCUGAUAUCACCAGACGGCACUUUGCUGGCCAGUAUCUGUGAUGACCCGUUUCUCUACCUGCACACACGGAAGGCUACCAACGGCAAGAUUGGAGAUGCCUACGAAUGGAAAUCGCUACCCCGAGUUCGUCUCGAGUCACCGGCAAAAGAUGCGCGAGAUGACUGCAGGGGUUCUUUUGCGGCUUCGUUCUCACCCUCUGGACGAUAUCUAGCAGUCGGCAUCCAGAAUGGCACCAUCAAAGUAUUCGAUACUGCAGCUCUGCAAAUAGCAGACACAGAUGCUCUUGUCGCCUCAUUCACCACAAGUCGGCAUCCCGAGGUUCACGGUGCCGUACGAGACAUGGCUUUUUGCCCUGGCCCGUACGACCUGCUGGCGUGGACUGAACACCGUGGGCGCAUUGGUGUUGCCGACGCACGUACUAAUUUUGCUCAAAGGCAGACAAUAAUUCUCGAUCAAAAGGCCGAUUUUGAACAUCUUUCACUGACAGACAGAAGUACAAUCGACCCUCGCUUACUAGAUCAGAGAAAUGAGCGCAGCUCGCGGGCAGGAAGCACUUUGCAUCUUGCACGAUUACUUAGUCAGGCAAAUUCGCCACAACCACCACACGCAUCAACAAAUGUGGAUAUCACCAGCCGUGUGAACCGCCCGUUCUCGCCUGAAGAAACGGCCAUACUAGACGCAGUGUCCAACGAACGUCGGCGCCGUGAGGCUCGAGAUACGCGAGAUGCGAGAGACCUCAUCGCUGAGGAUCUGCGAGCAAGUACUUCUUGGAGGCCCCACGUGUGGGCAGAACGUCGCGAAACCCUUGCUCGCAUACUCGAUCGCGACCGACGGGAGUCGCACCGCCCAGCUGGUGUUCAGACCUCAUCAGAGCAGGAGCGCGAACGUCGUGCUCCGACCCCGCGCAGAAGGACCUCCAUCAUGCAGGCAAUCAGCCAAGAGACCGACCGCAUGGCUGGAGUGGCACCGCCGACGUUGAACCGUAUGCAGUCUUCUGGCAAUAACGAGCAGUCAAACUCGCCACCUGACUCCCCAUCGCCCCUAGUAGCAGACUCGGGUGUCCCGCAGCCCUUUAUUCCGGGACGACUAACAUCUGGAUGGGCAGACUUGGAGGCUCUAUACAACAUUACUGGCAACGACGAAACUCCUGGACUUGAGAGUAUUCGAGUGCCACCCAGUCGCACGCGCCGGGCAAUUCCUGUGAUCAACGAUGGUUGGAAUGACGAGCUUACCGGAUUUGGAACCCGGAGAAGCUACCCAAAUCCAAGACUGAGCAGCCGUGACCAUACCCAGAAUCCCGAUGACACGGCAGGAUUGACAUGGAGCGAAGACGGACAGACACUAUGGGUUGGUGCUGAGGAUGGCGUCUACGAAUUCAAGGUGAAUCUACUUGGACGCAAGGUCUUUCCUGAAAUCCAACUACGCUGA
Molecule: messenger RNA, 2136 nt
Organism: Pestalotiopsis fici W106-1
Lineage: Eukaryota; Fungi; Ascomycota; Sordariomycetes; Amphisphaeriales; Sporocadaceae
Exons: 5
Coding region: 1-2136 (711 amino acids)
Molecular function (GO): protein binding
Source: RefSeq, a predicted model, not a curated record